GACGGCCGGCCCCGCUCCCUCAUGCCCUCAUCGCUCCCCUCAUCCCCUCAUCGCUCCCCUCAUCCCCUCAUCGCUCCCCUCAUCCCCUCAUCGCUCCCCUCAUGCCCUCAUCGCUCCCCUCAUCCCCUCAUCGCUCCCCUCAUCCCCUCAUCGCUCCCCUCAUGCCCUCAUCGCUCCCCUCAUGCCCUCAUCGCUCCCCUCAUCCGCUCCGUCCCCGGCGGGGCGUUCCCCGCCGCUCCGGUACCGACCCGCGGCAGGUGAGGGAGCGGCGGGGAGGCCGCGGGGCUGGAGGGGUCGGGGAGCGUGAGGGGAGCGGAGGGACCGCGGCCACCCCCGGCCAGCGGUGGCGCCGGUCAGGCUGUCACCCUGGCAAGGCGCCAGGAGGACUCUGCUCCUGCCAGCACAGCUCUGUUCCACUGCUCCCUGGGUGAACAGGUGAAGCCAGCCCACAGAGAAACUUCACUCACCUUUUAAUGACUGUCAAAAAACAGCACUGCCACGGCCUCCUCCUGCCCAGCAGAGCUGCUCCGCAGAGCCAGAGGGAUGGUGGUAGUCACGGGGCAGGGCAAAGGGAGUGCCACCCCGGAUGAUGCCAUGUCGAGCUCGGAUGCAGAGGAUGAUUUCCAAGAGCCGGCCACCCCCACCGCCACCCAGGCAGGACAGGCGCUGCCGCUGCUGCCUCAGCAGUUCCCAGAGGUUGUCCCCCUGAACGUGGGCGGGAUGUUCUUCACCACCAGGCUGUCCACGCUGCGCAGGUACGAGGACACCAUGCUGGCUGCCAUGUUCAGCGGCAGGCACUACAUCCCCACGGACGCCGAGGGCAGGUACUUCAUCGACAGGGAUGGCACCUACUUCGGAGACAUACUAAACUUCCUCCGAUCUGGUGACCUGCCCCCCCGAGAGCGAGUGAGACCACCUGGAGCGGAUCAUCGAGAUCGCCAAGCUGCGCGCCACGCAGCGGAAGGCGCGCUUCGCCAAGCUCAAGGUGUGCGUGUUCAAGGAGGAGAUGCCCAUCACCCCCUACGAGUGCCCCCACUUCAACUCGCUGCGCUUCGAGCGCAGCGAGAGCGACACCAAGCUCUUCGAGCACCACUGCGAGGUGGACGUGUCCUUCGGGCCCUGGGAGGCCGUGGCCGACGUCUACGACCUGCUGCACUGCAUCGUCACCGACCUGUCUGCGCGCGGCAUCGCCGUGGACCACCAGUGCAUCGGCGUGUGCGACAAGCACCUCGUCAACCACUACUACUGCAAGCGCCCCAUCUACGAGUUCAAGAUCACCUGGUGGUGAGCCGGGCUGGGCAGGGCACGGCGGGACCCCCACGGGAGAAAUGGGCUUGGAAGGAGAGCUGCUGGUCAGUGGUGGCUGAGCAGAGACAAAGACUUCCAGAGGACAUUUGUUCUUUCAAGGUGAGCUGCUGGUCAGUUGUGGUGGCUGAGCAGAGACAAAGACUCCUACAGGACAAUUGUUCUUUCAAGGUGAGACAAUUGUUCAGAGACAAAGACUUCUAGAGGAUAAAUGUUCUUUCAACAUGAGCUGCUGGUCAGUGGUGGGGCUGAGCAGAGGAGAGGACAAAUGUUCUUUGUGAGUUGUGGUGGCUGAGCAAAACAUGGAAGGACUCCCAGAGGAUAAAUGUUCUUUCAACAUGAGCUGCUGGUCAGUGGUGGGGCUGAGCAGAGACAAAGACUCCUACAGGACAAUUGUUCUUUCAAGGUGAGCUGCUGGUCAGUGGUGGUGGCUGAGCAGAGACAAAGACUUCUGGAGGAUAAAUGUUUUUUCAUCAUGAGCUGCUGGUCAGUGGUGGUGGCUGAGCAGAGACAAAGACUUCUAGAGGAUAAAUGUUUUUUCAUCAUGAGCUGCUGGUCAGUUGUGGGGCUGAGCAGAGGAGAGAAGGACUCCUACAGGACAAAUGUUCUUUGUGAGUUGUGGUGGCUGAGCAAACCAUGGAAGGACUCCUAGAGGACAAAUGUUCUUUCUGAUGAGCUGCUGGUCAGUGGUGGUGGCUGAGCAGAGACAAAGACUUCUAGAGGAUAAAUGUUCUUUCAAGAUGAGCUGCUGGUCAGUGGUGGGGGCUGAGCAAACCAUGGAAGGAUUUCUAGAGGAUAAAUGUUCUUUGUGAGUUGUGGUGGCUGAGCAAAGCAUGGAAGGACUCCCAGAGGAGAAAUGUUCUUUCUGAUGAGCUGCUGGUCAGUGGUGGCAGAGCAAAGGGAUGAAAGGACUCCUGGAGGAGAACUGUUCUUCCAGGAUGAGGCGCUGGUGAGCUCUGCUGGCUGAGCAAAGGAUGGAAGGACUCCUAGGGGACAAUACUCUGUCAAGGUGACCUGCUGGUGAGCUGUGGCACAGCAAAGGGUGGAAGGACUGACUCCCAGAGGACAAAUGUCCUUUCAGGAUGAGCUGCUGGUGAGCUGUGGUGGCACACUGAGGGGUGAGAGGACUCCCAGGGGACAAAUGUCCUUUCAGGAUGUGCUGCUGGUGAGCUGUGGUGACACACUGAGGGGUGAGAGGACUCCCAGGGGACAAAUGUCCUUUCAGGAUGUGCUGCUGGUGAGCUGUGGUGACACACUGAGGGGUGAGAGGACUCCUGGAGGACAAAUGUCCUUUCAGGAUGUGCUGCUGGUGAGCUGUGGUGACACACUGAGGGGUGAGAGGACUCCCAGGGGACAAAUGGCCUUUCAGGAUGUGCUGCUGGUGAGCUGUGGUGGCACACUGAGGGGUGAGAAGACUCCUGGAGGACAAACGUUCUUGGCAGUUGCGUUGCUGCUCACAUUCCUUGGGAUCAGCUGCUGGCAGGGGUUGGGAAAACCUCUGGAAACUUGAAAAACCAGCCUGAAAUCAGACUGUCUGCUCAGGUACCUUCACGAGGCACAAAACAAAAUCACCUCAUGGAAAGGAUGGAUGGAGGGCAUGGCUGAACAUCUGCUGAAAGGUGCCACCAACCACGUGGCUCCAGGGUGGAAUUGCAGAUUUUUCAUGCGUUUUUGGGAAUCUGGGGUGCUACUAAAGCUGACGUUACAGUUUUACCCUCUUAGAAAUGUUUGAGUUCCUCCUUCAACUUUAUAAAAUUUGAGUCACACCCAGCACAAAGAUUCUGGAGAUGUCAUUUUGAUGUACUAGAUAAUUUAAGAAAAAAAAAGUAUUCCCUAUAUAUUAUUAAUUGUUGUCAGGGUUAAGCUGUAUUUCUUUUUUAAUUAAGAAUCUAUGUUGUGAAUUAUAAUGUUAUACUUCAAUUAUUUCCAUUGUUAUCAAAAGGAAUAGCAGAUCUGGAAUAUAUUCCUUAAUGCUUUUAGGAAUAAUAACUGUUUAUGGAAGACUUGUGCCUGUUUUUAGCCUUAGAAAUUCUAAAUGUUUACAAUAUCUACAAAAAAAAAGCUCUUUAGAAUCAGGUCAUUUACAAAGGCUUUUGGUAACUGAGAAAAUCCUGUCUGUAUGUUCCUAUUAGCAGUAGUAAGAGGAAUAUUUAAUGUAUAUUAUUUUAUUACUGACUCUUUUUACAUUCUGUGAUAUUAAACUUUAUUUUAGACUUAAAGUCAGAUGACAUUAGACAAGUGCUUCCUUCACCUCACCUUUUCCAGACAAUUAAAUCUUAAUUUUAUCCUUCUUGUUGACCCUUCUUGGUGUCAUAGAAGGGAAAACAAAGUUCAAACUUCAUAUUCAGAUACUUCUCCACUCUAAAGCAGUAGGAAAUUUCUUUCCAUGCUGGAAGAGGCAGCCACUGCAGAAUCAUAUUUUCUUCAGAAGGUCAUUUUGUACUUCUGACAUGAGCAACAGCAUCCCAAAUUUCAACUGUGGAAUUCAGCCCAGAACUGAGAGGGAGAAAAGUCUGAAAAUCUCAUUGUUUUGUGAGGUACAGAAAACUCCAACCCGCUUGAAGGGGCUUCAAAAUAAUCCUAAAGAGAGGGAAAAAUUAAAUAUUUGCAUAUUGCAUUCCAUUGGAUUAAUUAAUCCAACAAUAUUGCUUAACUAAACUUCUGACCAAAAUUCUUACGAAACAUUAAUGACAGUGAUCAAAAUUCUCCUCCAUUUUCUGAGGCAAUUUUUAGAAUAAGAACUUCAGGAUCAAAUUGUCUUGCAAAAAAAAAAGAGACUUUUUUUUGCCUUGUCACCCUUUUAGAUGUUUAAUUUAGGAAUGGAAUUGUCUCUCUGAGGUGGGUGUCUCCUGCUGAUCUCUGCAAUCCUGGCACAGGAUCAUUGUCGAGUGCUGACUUUCAAGGGCAGAGAGAAAUUUGAAUAGAGGGAGUUCUGCACAUUUGGAUCUAAAUUUGUUUCAAUUGUUUCCUGAAAUAAUGGCCUCGGUGUUACAGGUCCUUGGAGUUGUGUUUGGCAACCCGAAAUUAAAAGUUAAACUGAGACUGAAGUUCCCUGCAAAGAGAGGAAGUUUUGCUUGGUUUCUUUGCUGCCUUCAUUUUUUCUUUCUUUCCAAGGAAUCUAAACUGCAAACCCCAAUUUCAUAUAAAAUUGAAUAACAUCUUAAAGCUGAGCCUUACAAAGUUUUAGCUGCUUGUGCACUUCAGAUAUUUAAGUUCAGGAUUUUCAGAUAUUUAAUUUCCAGAAUUACAGAUAUUUACAGUUUCAUAUUUACAAUAUUCAGAUUACAAUGAGAAUUGCAGUUUUACUGGAAUUUUCAGUGGGGUUUUUUUACCACUUCCUAUAAAUGUAUUUACAGAACUCUGGUUGGAAUUCCAGCACUCCCUGCAGAAAUGGAUCAUAAUUUGAUUUUCACAGUGUGUUUUCUGGUUUGGCUUUAGGAAUUUCCCUGCUGUUGUUCAGGAAAGGCUGUGAUGACAAAAUUCCUGUUUCAGUCAUUUUGUUCCUCCUUAAUAUGCACACACUGGGAUUUUGUAACUUUUUCCUGUUCAUUGCUUAAAUAAUUAAGGAAAGCGACCCAACUAAAAAAAAAAAAAAAGAAAAUCUUUGUAUCAGCCAUGUCUUAAUCAAAGUUCUCACCCUCCUGAAGACAUUAAGUGCAAUACUGGAAAGGAAAACAUGAAUUUUAGCUGACAAGCUUUAAUUUAGUGCUGGGAUGUGUGAUUUGUUCAGGUUAACAAUAUUUUAGUUGUUCCAAGCAGUCUUUGUUUACAAGGAUUUAGCUGCCCUUGCCCAGCCUGUGCUCAUUUUUUGCAGAAGCAGAAGAAUUGUGCAGGUGGAUGGCAGGGGAGUGUAAUCUAAAACUGGGUUGUGGAACGUGAUUGAUUCUCUUAUCUGGGCCUGUAGCUUUGAAAUUCCACAUUUGCAACAAAAAAUGGGAGUGGCUGAUCUCUUAAAUCUGUGUUUGAGAGGACUGAGGAUUUUUGUAUAGAAUUGUAGCAUUAAACUAUGGAAUACUGCUUCUUUUUUUUCUUUUUUUUUUCCUUUAGUACUUUUCUUUAUAUCUGGGCAGAGUUCUGAGCAGAGUUCUGCUAAUACAUAUUUUUCUCUGCUCCCUUAGUUUUUUUUUCCCACUUUAUCAUUUCCAAAGCCACUUUCCCACCCUCACACUCCCAAAUCUCUGUGUUAUGGUCUCCUGUCCAUUUAAAUGUUGGAGGAAUGGUGGGACAGUUGAAGGAUAUUUAUUUAAAAUUAAAACUGUUAUUUUUUUUAAAUUGCUGUGUGUGAACAAAAACAUGACAAUUUUUAACUUUCCCUUUUAUAUCCAUUGUGGAGUGGUUUUUAACAGGGAACAAAGGGAGGUCUCAUGUGGAGUGAGCUGGCCAAUUCCACAGCACAUGAAAUGUUUCUGUCUCUGUUUUGUAGGAAGGAAUAAAAACAAAAUUAAAAUAGGAAAAUAAACAAAAGGAAAAUUAUCCUUAUGAAGCACUCAAAAAUGACAUGAAAAGGUGUUUGUGUACAGCAGCCACUUAUUGGCUGCUGAGCUCAAGAGUUUAAAAAUAUAUCUAAAAAUAACUUUUGGAUUUGGUGUAGACUUUUAACUUGAAUAUCCAAUAUUCUGCACAGGAAUCUGAAAUAUUCCUUGCUGAACCUCCAUCCUCCUCAGAGGAGAGUGAAGGUGCUGCCAGCUUUGGUCUGGGAAGCCUUUGUGCCCUAAGCAGAUCCUCUGUGGUCCUUGUGCACCUGCUGGAUUUUUAAUUCUAAUUUUUAUUUAAACCUACAAUGAGGGAUCAGUUUCUGCAUCAUCAAGGGUGUGAGUUCUGGGUUUUUUUGGAAGCACUUCAGGUUUAGUUACCUUAAACAAAAGCAGUAAAUUAUUGCAGCAGGAAUUUCUACAUCACUUCCUUUUAAGAUUUUUUUUAAGUUUUAGGGAAACACCUCAUGAUGUCAUAUGCAAAUACCUAAAUUUGUUAAUGUGAGUAUUUUUGAGUGAGGUGUCUGGGCUGAGCAUUCCCAGUUAAAGACUCCAACUGGAUCCCCCCUUCAGCCCCUUCUCUAACCUCUCACAGCCACAAUUCCAUGGACAGGAAAUUCCUGUCCUCUGCUGCACCCUCAGAUUUAUUUGCCAGGUGAAUACUCAGUCUAUUUUAAACUCAUUAUUAAAUUAAUAUUUUAAUAUCGCAGUAUGGUGACUGUUAGUUGCUAAAGAAUCUUAUUUAUAAAAUCUCAUUACUCUCAAAAAUAUCUGGAUAAAUGGAUUAAACUAACAGAGAACACAUUCACUUUAAUUUCACUCUUCUGCUUUAUUCUUUUUCUAAUGACUGUUAAGAAAUAUAAAUAUAUCUUCUUUUAAGGGCUUACACAGGAAUAUGUAUUCAGCCUAAGAACUGUAUUUUGGGAGCUGAGGGCCUUGCUGUGCCCUGCACGAUCCCUCAUCUGUUUAUUGGGGUUUUUUUCUUCCCUAAAAAGCUAAUUACUGACAUAAUUAAAAGUUUUGUAGCUUCAUUAGGCAUUUGCAGGCCGAGGGAGCCCAGGUUUAUCCUCAUUGUUCAGAGAUGAGAGGGGACACGGUGAGGGGGAUGGAGGUGGCAGCAGGGAGGAAUUCCUGUCAGAGCUGCAGAAUUGUUCUUUGUGUUUGCUGAGGCACAGAACACGCACCCAAUUUGUGUGGAAAUCCAUCAGGGUGGGAGAGGAAAGGGGAGAAAACCCCGGGGCUGUGGAUUGCUCACACACAAAUCUGCUUCAGAGCACCUGGGUGCCACAGCAGUGACACCCGGGACACAAUGCCAGGGGUAAGGGAGGACUGCAGGGCAGGCACCACAGAAAAAUCAUCUCUCAACUCAUCCUGAACUCCGGGAGAGAUUCCUCUCACUUCUUUUAAUGAUUCCUUUCACUUCUUUUAAUGACUGCUGUACCCUGGACAAUUUAUAGACUCCACUGGUUUAAAGUUGUGGUUGGCAUUACUGAGCCCUGAAAACGUUUUUAGGUUUUUCACACGCAGCACAGAGGACCCAGGAUAGUUCUAAAUUUUGGGCUAUGACAAAAAAAAAAACCCCUUCCAUCUUUCAUUAUCUCUCUGCAAACAAGCUGAUUUCAGAGGAUAAUUCUGUUCUGUUAUUAUCUCCUGUAUAUAAUUCUCUAACUGGAAAUCACUUUCCAGAACAGCAGUUCGUAGUCGUUUUACUUACACAAGCUUAGUAUAAGUUUACCUCCACUUUCACUGUGACUUUUAUAAAUGGAUUUUGUUUUGCUGAAUUAUAAAUUGUAUGUGUCUAUGCAUUGUAACCCGUAAUGCCUUUGAAAAUCCAGCCUGGAUGCUAAUGAUCAGGGUUUGGAAUUAUCUCCAAAUGUGUUUUGUUAUUAAUUAUGUUGAUGUGUGAUGUUCAAUACUGUGAGUACUGCAGUGUAUUAUUUCUUAAUACUUUUUUCAGUUCAGGUAAUAUAUAGUCUGUAUGUUUUUUAUUUAAAACACAUAGAAGAAAAUGUGGAUAUAAAGGUUGUGUUGUGCAAUAAAAGAUUAUGAUACUGACAACUGUUGGAAUUCUGGCUCAUCUGGUCUGCAGCCACUGCAGUGCUUUUCCUCACUUUCCUUGGGAUUUGAGUGUGCUUUGCCUGAUUGCAAAUGAAAACGAAGACAGGAAUCUGUGUCCGGGCUGUUUUAAUGGCAUUUGGUGGUUUAUCAUCACUUCUGAGCAGACGGCACUUGUGACACGGCCCGGGAUCAGCUCAUUCCAAUGAUUCCCAUUCCAUCCCUCCCUCCCCACCCACUGCUGUGACAGAGCACGGGGACGGUCCCAGCAAUGUCCCCGUGGUCCUGCAAUGCUCAAAAAGAACCUUUUGCCUGUUUUCAGAAGAAUUUCCCUUUGUUCUGAAGUCAUUUCCUUGCCGUACAUCUGUCCUGCUGGAGCGCUCCUGGCUCACUGUGGGAGGUCCGUGCUGAGAAAAAAAGAAGAAAAGAGGGGGGG
Prinia subflava (tawny-flanked prinia) is the source of this 8268-nucleotide messenger RNA. RefSeq names its product potassium channel tetramerization domain containing 7 (gene KCTD7). The record is from RefSeq and is a predicted model, not a curated record. Lineage: Eukaryota; Metazoa; Chordata; Aves; Passeriformes; Cisticolidae. Gene Ontology annotation, biological process: protein homooligomerization; positive regulation of transporter activity; membrane hyperpolarization. Bases 544 to 1509 code for a protein of 321 amino acids. Gene Ontology annotation, molecular function: protein binding. The transcript has 6 exons. Gene Ontology annotation, cellular component: plasma membrane.